AUGCCGUUUUGUUUAAACGCUGCCGACAACUUUCCGGGUUUGGCUUCUCCACACCCUAAAAAAGAAAGCAGUGUCUUCUUGUCGACAGUUGAGCGACAUUCUUCCGGCGGAGCCAAGGAGGUGCUGGUAUCUUCAAGGCGGCUCUUAACUGGCACGGCUAAUUGUACAGUCGGAGCUCUAAGCGGGGCCGGAUUCAGUAGUAGUGGUAUUCAAAUCCCCUAUCUCUAUCUUCUUGACUCAACGUUACCUUUUGGCUUCCAGAUCGCGACAACCGAACCAAUUACGGUGUGCUUGAAUGGCUUAGUAGCUUUGCAACGCUUCAUCUUCGGAUCCAUGCGAUCUGGCGCAUGUUUGUUCAAGGUUAAAGUCUCGGCGAGCUGGUCCCCUACAGUUAUGUGCGGAUCCUUCUUCAUCCAUUCAAGUCAUAAGAACAAUUCAAAUCUCUUCCAGUCAGCUGCCAAACCUACCCAGGCAAGGUCGUUCCUGGUCUUUUAA
This is a messenger RNA of Fusarium graminearum PH-1, 495 nucleotides long. RefSeq lists its product as uncharacterized. Lineage: Eukaryota; Fungi; Ascomycota; Sordariomycetes; Hypocreales; Nectriaceae. The coding region runs from base 1 to 495 and encodes 164 amino acids. The record is from RefSeq and is a predicted model, not a curated record. The transcript is spliced from 3 exons.